Physcomitrium patens is the source of this 3403-nucleotide messenger RNA. RefSeq lists its product as uncharacterized. The record is from RefSeq and is a predicted model, not a curated record. Gene Ontology annotation, biological process: regulation of DNA-templated transcription. Gene Ontology annotation, cellular component: nucleus. Lineage: Eukaryota; Viridiplantae; Streptophyta; Bryopsida; Funariales; Funariaceae. Gene Ontology annotation, molecular function: RNA polymerase II cis-regulatory region sequence-specific DNA binding; DNA-binding transcription factor activity, RNA polymerase II-specific.
CCAUUCGCAACCAUGCACUCUCACCCCUCUCGAGUCUGGUCUUUUGAAUCACCUCAUCAUUAUUUUCGCUGGAGAAGAGGCGCCUGCAUGUGAUGGGCACUGCUUGUUGACUUGCCUGCAACGUUACGUAGCUGGUCAACUACAGUUAGGUGAUGAAAGUUGGCAACCCAACAUCCGACUUGCUUUGACGUGGAAUCGUAAGCUGGACGCUCGCCUCGUGUGAUAUAUAAAGCUGGAGCUGAGGCCAUUGUUGAAAGUUUUGGGGUGCAGAGUGCUGUCUGAAGGUGCGAGACGCAAGUGUGUACGCCACUCUAGAGCUGGAGUAGGGUGGGGGAGAGUGCACGAGUGACCGGGGUGCGUGAUAUGAGCGAGUAUAGCACCGUUGGUCCUCGAAACACAAUGUCGUCGGAUAGAGCUGGUUUCUGAUUCGGAAGAGGUCAGAGCUCGCAUUCGGAGUGGGACGAAGAGAAAACUAAACUAGACUGGAACCUUCGGCCCGUGUUUCUCGUCCAUGCCCAGGAAGUGCUUGUGCGACGAGAGCUAAUCUAUUGGUCUUCAUCGAAGUUUGUGGGGGAACUUGGAAGCAGCAGUGUCUGCACUAUUAGCGAAGCUGGCACACUCUUACGAGUUGUGUGCUCAUAUUCAUGUGCGGGGACUAGUGGCAUGUUCGUUUGUGUUGAUUCUCAUUGACAAGGUCGAGACUACAGUAACGCAAUGUGCUUGCACUUCGCGGAAGAGGAGACGAAAAGGAUGCAAUCUUACGAGUUUCAUCGCACUGCUUCAGUGCAGCAGAGCCCUCAUCAGCACCACAUGGCCAGCUCGUACAGUCCUACCCUUGCAAGCUACUCUCUGGCCGGGGUAACAACUUCGUCAACAUCUGCCGACACCGCAUAUAUCACAGACGGCGAAGGGACUUCUAAUUCCGGUUCUGAUGUUACGCCUGUAGCUUGCAAGGUGAGCACAAUCCCGUUCCAGGCGCUAGGCGUCAUGCCGUCGGAGGAGGGACAUAUGUGGUGGAUGCGUUCGGAGUACAACCAGGAGGUUAAGCAAUCCAGUGAUGAGGACAUGGAGCAAGGCAGCAUGGACGAGAUGAAAGAGUCUACCAGCGAGGACGUGGAACACAAGUCGGUUGGACGAGACACCAUGGACGGUGCUGUGCAAUCCAAGCUGUGUCCCCGGGGUCAUUGGCGCCCUGCGGAAGACGAGAAGUUAAGGGAGCUUGUGUCUCAAUACGGGCCGCAAAACUGGAACCUCAUUGCGGAGAAACUCCAUGGCCGAUCAGGAAAGAGCUGCAGGCUGCGGUGGUUCAAUCAGCUAGAUCCACGGAUCAAUCGUCGACCUUUUACUGAAGAUGAAGAGGAGCGUCUUCUUGCUGCUCACCGGUUCCACGGCAACAAAUGGGCCAUGAUCGCUCGCCUGUUUCCUGGGCGCACAGACAACGCCGUCAAGAACCAUUGGCAUGUGGUUAUGGCUCGCAAGUUCCGGGAGCGGUCUCGUUCCUCCGGCCGUCGCAAAGCUCAAGCACCUCGCCGAGGCAGACGACCCAGCUCAUCGUCAGUCCCACUAGGCCACCACGCCAGGUCGUUGAAGGCGUGGAUAGAGAAGCAAGCACCAACGAUUCCCAGUGGGGAAGUCUCCGACACUUCUCUACCCACAGAUCAUAGCCAGCUCUUUAACCCUUCCCCUGGCAACCGCAGCGUCAACAAUUCCAAUGUGUCCAUGUCGCCUCCCUCAUUUCAUCCGGGCUUCCUAUUCCCACAGCAUGAGACGUUCCGUAACCUGGGUGCUGCACGUUUCAGCGAGCACAGCAUGGAAGGCGCUGUACCGUCGAGCUCAGCAACAACAACUCCUCUGGCACCGUCCCUAUCUUCAAGACGUUUGUCCCAGCCUGCUGCACACCUCGGCCUGCAAAUGCUGCAUGAGCAGAAGCCACCACUGCAGGACGACACUUCGCCGCCGAGCACGGAUUCUUUGGUGGGAGUCAUGAUGCGACACGGAGGGCUUUGCGCGGCACCCGCAGCAUCCCAAUGGGUUCCGUCCCUUGUCAAUCCAUUUGCCACUGUCCGUGACAACCAAAGAGACGAGGCUGCCCGGAACUUCCUGGCUUCGAGCUGCAGGGCUGAGAUUCAAAGGCAGUUUGAGGGUCAGCAUGGACAUGGCGACCCGAGGUUUGGAGGCCACUCAGAAGUAAGUUAUUCGAUUCGGCAGAGUGCCGAGCAGCCGGAGCUGCAGAGAGACUUGGGCUCUUUGCUCGCGUGGGGAAGGACAACCCAGGGCCAAGAGCUUGCACUCUCGCACCCUGAGCCUGCUCCCUCUGUCCCCUUCAUUGAUUUUCUCGGAGUCGGUGUGGUUUAAGGAAAUCCUCUGAAAUCAGCGCGAAACCUAUUUGUGAGCCGAAGGAACGAGAGCAGGAGUGCUUCUUCAGUUCUGUGGGAUUGCGUCGAACCCUAUUUCUGCCUGUACUUUUAAAUUUAGGCGGAGAGGUUCAUUCCAGAAAGCUUACAGCUACUACUGAAACGAGGUUGAGAGGAGAUUGGUGCUCCUGAUUGCAAGGUGUGCUACAUGACAGCCAUGCAAUGCCUCGCCAUGGUUGGUUCAGGCUGUGGGUGGCGAUAGCUCCACCCCUUUGCUGCGACGAUUCUCCUCAUCCAUGGAAAACGGUGCGCGUCGUUUCUGAGCGUGCAACUUUGGGUAUCAGUUCAAGGUUCUUCGGUGGAGUAGCGCCGCAGCACAGCUCAACUCACGGCUUUUCGGCUUCCUGUUUUUCUUUAACCCGGAGUACCUUUUUUUACAUUAUUAUUAUAAUUAUUUUCAUUUUUCCAGUUUUCUUCAAUUUUCCGGCAGCUUUCGACUUCUGAAGAUUCUUCCAGCCUCCGAUUUUGAUCUUGGGGAGAUACAUUACCCGUGUCUAUAGCGACUAUCUCUGCGAACUCCGGCAUUUUAUCAGCCAAUUCAAGACCCAGAUACAUUUGUAAAAAGAUGAUGAUCAUGAUCAUGACUGCCUACAUCAGUACAGAUUCCGGCAAUCGAUGGCAACACGUCCAGUAGCGUUUGUAAACAUAUUUUGUACUACUCUGUAAAUUGCUAGACUGUAGAGAUGAAAGCAGCCCUGCAUAGGCUCAACAAUUACUGCUCGGCAUAUCCCCAGAAUUAUAGAGCAUGUAGACAGACAGACAGGCAGACUGAUUAUGGCUUUGUAGCCUAGUUUAGCGAGGAGCACAUGCACCAGUGCCCUGAAGCGGGACCAGAUGUUGGAGAAGAAGCGAAGCUUCGCUGGGGAGCUCAUUCUGAGCGUGCACUUCCAAGAGUCACCGAUUUUAUGGAACUCAUGGGCUGAGAAAAUGGUUCAGCCUUGUCCUUUGAGAGAGUAAUACAAUAAAAUACAACACAUGUGUUUCUUGUA